Messenger RNA from Lytechinus variegatus (green sea urchin), 1909 nucleotides. RefSeq names its product cationic amino acid transporter 4-like. Bases 8 to 1906 code for a protein of 632 amino acids. Gene Ontology annotation, cellular component: plasma membrane. Lineage: Eukaryota; Metazoa; Echinodermata; Echinoidea; Temnopleuroida; Toxopneustidae. Gene Ontology annotation, molecular function: amino acid transmembrane transporter activity. The record is from RefSeq and is a predicted model, not a curated record. The transcript has 3 exons. Gene Ontology annotation, biological process: amino acid transport; transmembrane transport.
AUCCGGAAUGCCUUUCUGUAGAGACCUUUUAUCGAGGAUCAGUCAAAGGAAACCGCUUGGCAGCGACAGGGAGCUCUUUGAGACGCCUUUGGAACGGUCUCUGAACACCUUUCAGCUCUGCAUCAUGGGCAUGGGUGCUAUGUUUGGUUCCGGUCUCUACGUUCUCACCGGCGUUGAGGUGAAAGAGGUCACAGGACCCGCCAUCAUAAUAUCCUACGCAAUUGCUUCGGUUGCUGCCAUGCUCUCCGCGUUCUGCUACGUGGAGUUUGCUUGCAGAAUCCCUAGGACAGGGUCGGCGUACACUUUCGCUUACCUCUCCCUUGGAGAACUGUGGGCUUUUGUUAUAGGGUGGGACUUGAUUCUUGAGUAUGUUAUCACCGCUGCGGCGUUGGCCUCAUCCAUCACAGGAUACGUGGACAGCUUGACCGGGUAUGUCUUCAGAAACUUCACCGUAAACGUCUUGAUGGAGGGUCAAACGUGGGAAGUUCCCUAUCUUGCACCUUAUCCUAAUAUAUUCGCUUGCGUUGCGGUUGUUCUAGUGGCUAUCAUAAUUAUAACUGGAGCGAAGACAUCUUCAUGGGUCACAGCAGUUUGCAUGGCUAUCAACAUUGGAGUCAUUGCCGUGAUAGUUGUAAUGGGUUUCACUCAAGCCGAUAUCAGCAACUGGGAGGACUAUGGUGGUUUUGUUCCAAAUGGAUCUUCCAGCAUUAUAGCAGGCGCAGCCACGCUCUUUUUUUCCUUUGUCGGGUUUGAUGCCAUAGCAAUGGCCAACGAAGAGGCGUUGAAUCCAAGGAAAAGUAUUCCAAUGGCUACACUCUUAGCUAUCGUGGUCACUGGCAUCUGCUACAUUCUUGCAUCAGCUGUCCUAACCCUCUUAGUGCCCUUUACAGAACUGGACGAACAGUCGGCAUUCGCCAGCGCCUUUCAGGCCCGUGGGAUAGAGUGGGCGAGGUGGCUUGUAGGUGUAGGUGCAAUUUGCGCCAUGUUUUCAGCCCUAUCCAUGAAUCUUUACUGCAUUCCCAGAACUUUAUACGCCAUUUCUUCGGACGGGCUGCUCUUCAGUUGUUUAAGCAUUGUCAACAGUCACACACAUGUCCCCGUGUAUGCCACUCUUCUUGCAAUGUUUCUUGCCAGUAUUCCUGCAACUUUCGUUCCUCUCGUAGAACUAGUGGAGUUUAUUUCAAUUGGAGUGUUAGUAGGUUAUGCCUUUGUAGCAGGUGCACUCAUCUUUCUCCGAUACGGACCAGAAGACCUGAGAGCAGGUGCCAUGGAUGGGGUGGAAAUGCCAUCCCUAGGACAAUUAGCUCUAACCAAUAACAACAGCGGACCAGUGAAUGAUAGCACCGCUCUCUUGGACACCACAUCCACACCCACUCCUGGAACUCUGAAGCAUCAGUUUCGUUCAACCCCUCUACUACGCGAGCUCCUACGAUUCGAGCCAGGGGUAGCUGUUAAGAUCAGUCUACUCUCCUCGAUUCUAUUUCUGUUUGGUAGCAUUGCCGUGAUAGAACAUGCUUCCCUGGAGAUUGCAAAAGGUGAAUGGUGGGCGGUUCUUUUACUCCUCCUUUUUGGUGUCUGUGCACUCGGGACUUUUCUCAUCAUCACGCUUCACUAUCAGAACGAAGAUACAAAACAGUACUACAGGGUUCCUCUGGUCCCUGUGUUGCCGUGGCUCAGUAUUGUAUGCAAUAUUGUACUCAUGCUCAAACUCAGGAAGGUCACUUGGCUUCGGUAUCUGGUCUGGCUGAUAGCUGGAUUGACCAUCUACGCGUCCUACGGCUACCGUCACAGCAAAGUUGGGAUGGCUCGGCAGCAAAAUCAAUCCUCGGGAGAGACUUAUACUGAUGAUGUUCCUGCCGACAAUAGCGCCACCUAUGGUAGUACUGAGCAGAAUGACGAGCGCUGACGG